UUUGUUGUGACGAGAACCCAAGCAGCCCUCUGUUCUAAUGUUGCUGGACGCCAUCAUUUGGUUACCCACACUAUUCACCUACAUUGUGUUCCUGCUCAUACUGAUCAUACUGUUCUUCAUCGUGGCCUAUGUCAGCCAUAAGAUCUAUAUAUCCAUCUAUGAUAAUCUGCCGUUGCCGGCAGCGCCUGGCUCCCGAUCCUCGGUGGCGUUGCGCGAACAUUCGCGUGAUUUCUCACGCCUGGAACACUUUGGCGCCCAGAUGAGCUCGCGCUCCGUGUGGAUACAGAAUCGUUCGACGAUCUUUGACUCGCCGGUGGUGCGCAUCACGCUGACUUUGGAGCCGUGCUUUCUGAUCAGCGUCGCGCUGGACAUCUACUCGGAUCCGAACCAGCGGGCGAUUAGCUGCCUGUGCAAUUGCAGCGACACCGAAAUCAAGUGCACCAUGCUGGACGUCCAGGCCGUUAGCAAUGUUCGUGUGUUCAAGUAUUACGAUGAUCUGGCCAGUGUGCCGCGUCUCAAGGUCCUGUUGCGCUGCAAUGAGCGCAAGAAUAUGCGAUUCGUGCUGGACGAUGUCAUCAAGGAUGUCAUGGAGACACGCUGCUCGGACAAUGCGUCCGCUUGCAAUACGCCGUCCCGAAAAAGUCGACUAACAGACACAGAGAGAGAGUGAGAGAGAGAGAGAGAGAGAGAGAGAGAGGGAGGCAGCUGCACUGUGGUUCGCAUGUACUCAUAAUUAGGACUUUAUUUUUGUAGAACUCGUUUUCUCCAUAUAUUGUGUGUGUUGUUGUAAAUGAUAAAUAUAUUCUCGGCAUGGCUUACGGUCAUGCCCCCCGUUAAACCAG
Molecule: messenger RNA, 842 nt
Organism: Drosophila montana
Lineage: Eukaryota; Metazoa; Arthropoda; Insecta; Diptera; Drosophilidae
Exons: 2
Coding region: 38-670 (210 amino acids)
Source: RefSeq, a predicted model, not a curated record